Marmota flaviventris (yellow-bellied marmot) is the source of this 2140-nucleotide messenger RNA. RefSeq names its product mitochondrial poly(A) polymerase (gene Mtpap). Gene Ontology annotation, cellular component: mitochondrion. The record is from RefSeq and is a predicted model, not a curated record. Gene Ontology annotation, biological process: RNA 3'-end processing. NCBI's taxonomy places the organism in Eukaryota, Metazoa, Chordata, Mammalia, Rodentia, Sciuridae. Gene Ontology annotation, molecular function: poly(A) RNA polymerase activity.
CCUUCCGCUCCUUUAACUAUGGCGGUUCGCGGCGUGGGGCGCUUGACCUGCCUGUCCCUGUGUGCCCAAAGAAACGCUCGAUUCCAGCGUCCUGUUUUUAGGCCUCUCAGUUGUCCAGGAACUGUAGCCGCAGACUUCAGAAGAGAAGAGCAGCCCUCUGGGAGCGCGGCGACAGGCUCUGAAGACAGAAGUCCCAAAAAGAGAUUCACUGAGGUGCAAAAAGAAAGACGAGAACAGGCACAGCGAACUGUUUUAAUUCAUUGCCCAAAUAAAAUCAGUGAAAAAAAGUUUCUCAAGUAUUUAUCCCAACAUGGACCUAUUAAUAAUCAUUUCUUCUAUGAGAGCUUUGGUCUCUACGCUGUUGUAGAAUUUUGCCAAAAGGAAAGUAUACGUUCACUGCAGAAUGGAACUCAUACUCCAAGCAUGGUCACAGAGGCUGCAAUUCCAUUCAGGUCACGUUUCUUCAAUUUAAAGCUAAAGAAUCCAUCAAACCAGACUUCUGAACGGCCAUGUAUACAGUCAAGUAAUCAGUUGCCUCCUUCAAGCAAGAAGCUUUUUGAAUUACUUUGUUAUGCAGAAAGUAUAGAUGAUCAGUUAAACACUCUCCUGAAGGAAUUCCAGCUAACAGAGGAAAACACCAGGCUCCGGUACCUCACCUGUUCUCUUAUUGAGGACAUAGCAGCUGCAUAUUUUCCAGACUGUGCAGUCAGACCAUUUGGCUCUUCAGUGAACACUUUUGGGAAAUUGGGAUGUGAUUUAGACAUGUUUUUGGAUUUAGAUGAAAUUGGAAAACUCAGCACUCAUAAGAACAUAGGAAAUUUUUUGGUGGAAUUUCAAGUGAAAAAUGUUCCUUCAGAAAGAAUUGCAACUCAGAAGAUCCUUUCUGUGAUAGGAGAAUGCCUUGACCACUUUGGCCCCAGUUGUGUGGGUGUACAAAAAAUAUUAAAUGCUCGGUGUCCGCUUGUGAGAUUCUCCCACCAGGCCUCUGGAUUUCAGUGUGAUUUGACUACUAACAAUAGGAUUGCCUUGAAAAGUUCUGAACUCCUUUAUAUCUAUGGUGCCUUGGAUUCAAGAGUAAGAGCCUUGGUGUUCAGUGUGCGAUGUUGGGCUCGAGCACAUUCCUUAACGACUAGUAUUCCUGGUGCUUGGAUUACAAAUUUCUCUCUUACAGUGAUGGUCAUCUUUUUUCUCCAGCAAAGAUCACCCCCUAUACUUCCAACACUAGAUUCCCUAAAAACCCUAGCAGAUGCAGAAGAUAAAUGUAUAAUAGAAGGCAACAACUGUACAUUUAUUCGUGACUUGAAUAAAAUUAAACCUUCAGAAAACACAGAAACAUUAGAAUUACUACUGAAGGAAUUUUUUGAAUAUUUUGGAAAUUUCGCUUUCAAUAAGAAUUCCAUAAAUAUUCGACAGGGAAGGGAACAAAAUAAACCCGAUUCUUCUCCUCUGCACAUUCAGAACCCUUUUGAAACUUCUCUCAACAUUAGCAAAAAUGUAAGUCAAAGUCAGCUACAGAAAUUUGUAGAUUUGGCCAGAGAAAGUGCCUGGAUUUUACAAGAGGAAGAUAAAGAUCGACCUUCUCCAUCAAGUAACCAGCCCUGGGGGCUGGCAGCCCUACUGCUGUCAUCCGUCACAAAUAGUAAGUCCCUUGCCAAGAAGAAAAACAAAAGGCCUGCGAGUGAAAGAAUUAGAAGCUUGUUAGACUCCAUAAAAAGUAACAGUACAGAAAACGCCACAACCGCCAAUGGGAAAAGAACAAUUAGUACUCACACGUAAUGGCUGCUGCUUUGCUUUAAGAACUGAUUUUAUCAUACAAAAUGGCCUGUGGACUACUGAGAAGAACAGAUGUGACAGUUGACAGAUCUCAUCUUUUGUCAUUCCUUUGCACAGCCUUUAUCACUUGCCCCCUUAACUUUGUGGGAUGUUUUCUGCCUGACCAAGCUGAUACUAAGGUGGCAUUUUAUUACAACGUCAACUACAAGGAAUGGACAAAAGAAGGUUGGAAUGUACUUGACUAAAUAAACUAUACAAAUUGAAUAGUAAAGAUGAGUUUUAGAAUCUAACCCUUUAAAAGGACUUCUAGUUAUAUAUGUAUGGCAAUGAAUACAAUAAAGCUUCAGAAUUUGGGAGUGCUCUUUAA